Pangasianodon hypophthalmus (striped catfish) is the source of this 2515-nucleotide messenger RNA. Its product is annotated as annexin A4. Gene Ontology annotation, biological process: phagocytosis; cytokinetic process. The transcript is spliced from 15 exons. Gene Ontology annotation, molecular function: calcium ion binding; calcium-dependent phospholipid binding. Gene Ontology annotation, cellular component: cytoplasm. The coding region runs from base 168 to 1571 and encodes 467 amino acids. The record is from RefSeq and is a predicted model, not a curated record. Lineage: Eukaryota; Metazoa; Chordata; Actinopteri; Siluriformes; Pangasiidae.
CCACCCAGUGACACACCCAGUGUGCGUGUGUGUGUGUGUGUGUGUGUGUGUGUGUGUGUGUGUGUGUGUGUGAGAGAGAGAGAGAGAGAGAGUGUGUGCGUGCGCAGGCAAAUCAGUGGCACACACACUUCCUGCUUCAGCUUCCUCACCCUCGCAAGCUUGACAUAAUGAGUUACCCUGGAUACCCUGGUUACCCACCACAGGGUGGUGGUUACCCUCCCCAACAGCAGGGCGGGUAUCCUGGGUACCCCCCUCAGGCUGGGGGUUUCCCAGCAGGGGGUGGAUUCCCUCCACAACAGCCGGGUGGGUAUCCAGGUUACCCCCCUCAGGGAGGUGGUUACCCCGCGUACCCCGGAUACCCUCAGGACCAGUCCGCAGGUUACCCCGCCAUGCCCCAAGGUGGAUGGGGAGGUCAACCUGGGUUUGGAGCUCCGGGAGGAGGGAUGCCACAGGGGUAUCCUGGAGGGCCGGCGCCGGGGCAACAACCCAUGCCGACUUACCCCGGAGGUGUACCUGCCCCAACCCCCUCAUUUCCGAACAUGCCUGGCUUUGGAGGACCAGGAGCUCCAGCUGGACCUGCAGGACCAGGGGCACCUGUAGUACCUCCUAUUAACCGUGGCUUUCGUGGCACCAUAAAGGACGCCCCUGGUGCUGACCCUCUCCGAGAUGUUGAGGUUCUCCGCAAAGCCAUGAAGGGCUUCGGCACUGAUGAGAACGCCAUCAUCGAGUUACUAGGGAACCGCUCCAGUAGGCAGCGUGUGCCACUGGUUAAGGCUUACAAGACCACUUAUGGGAAGGAUCUGAUCCAUGAUAUAAAGUCGGAGAUAUCAGGGAACUUUGAGAAUCUUGUGGUGGCCAUGUUGAAGAGCCCAACUGCGUACGACGCCUCCGAGCUCCGCGAGGCCAUAUCGGGUGCAGGGACAGAUGAACCAUGUCUGAUUGAGAUUCUGUCGUCUCGCACUAACGCCGAGAUUCAAGAGAUCAACCGCAUUUAUAAAGCAGAGUACAGCAAAUCUCUGGAGGACGCCAUCAUCCAUGACACCUCGGGUCACUUCCGCAGGCUGCUGGUUUCUCUCAGCCAGGGGAACCGUGAUGAGAGAGAGACCGUGGACGUUUCUUUGGCCAAGCAGGAUGCUCAGGCACUCUACACUGCAGGAGAGAAGAAACUCGGGACGGAUGAGUCUCAGUUCAAUGCCAUUCUGUGUGCACGCAGCAAACCACACCUGCGACAAGUGUUUCAUGAGUACCAGCAGAUGUGUGGGAAGGAUAUUGAGAAGAGCAUCUGCAGUGAGAUGCACGGAGAUCUGGAGAAUGGCAUGCUGGCAGUGGUGAAGUGUAUCAAGAACACGCCUGGCUUCUUCGCUGAGAGACUCCACAAGGCUAUGAAGGGGGCGGGCACUAAGGAUCGUACUCUGAUCCGCAUCAUGGUGAGUCGCUCUGAGAUCGACAUGUUGGACAUUAGACAGGAAUAUCUGCGCAACUACGGCAAAUCCCUUUACAACGACAUCUCAAGCGACACAUCUGGUGACUACAAGAAGCUGCUGCUGAAGCUGUGUGGAGGAAGUGAUUAAGAGGACACACACACCGACACACACACCGACACACACACCGACACACACACCGACACACACACUGACACUGACACACACACCGACACACACACUGACACUGACACACACACCGACACACACACCGACACACACACCGACACACACACUGACACCGACACACACACCGACACACAGUCAUACUCACACUGGUGCUCCUGCAGCCUGGCGUGUGCGUGAGCUGCAUUAGUGUGUGUGUGUGUGUGUGUGUGUGUGUGUGUGUGAAAACCUGUGGCAGAUUUCUACACAGAGUUUAUUCUACAUUUAUAUCAGCUUAGUGAGUCGUGUUACACAGGAAGUACAAUCAUUAUGGCCUUAUAGAGUGUGUAUGUGCCUUUAUAAACAUAUAUAAACUACACAUCAUUUUAUACAUGUAUGUGUGUGUAUCUGUGUGUGUGUGUGUGUGUGUGGAACUAACAAUCACAAUAAAGUCUGAUGUAGGAACAUUAAUGUGUACAUUCAUUACUGAACUUACGCUGCAUUUAUACCUCUCUAUCUGUCCGUCUAUCCCUCCUUCUUUCUGUCUGCCUGUCCAUCUGUCUUUCCAUGUAUCAUUUUUUUGUCUUUCUAUCAUUCUCUCUGUCUUUCAACCUGUUUUUCUGUCAUUCUCUCUGUCUUUUUCUCUGCCUGUCUUUCUCGGUGUCUUUCUUUGCACCUUUCUUUCUAUCGUUAGGUCUGAGUCUCCAUCUGCUUUUUUUUUUCCAUCUCUCUUUUAUUCCAUCUGUCUUUUCAUCAGUUUCUCUGUCUGCCUGUCUUUCUCUCCAUCUGUCUCCCCAUCUGUCUGUCUGUCUGUCUGUAUCAGUCUCGUUAUAUAGAGUACUGUGAAGAAGAUGUUAGAAAUGAAACUAAACAGUUCUCCACGUAAUAAAGUGAUUAUAAAGAUGAUUAAACUGAUAAACUGGAAUAAA